AUGGCCAUUGGGCUCGCCCAGUGGCUGGGCCCUCUGCUCCUGGUCUCCCUCUGGGGGCUCUCAGCUCCAGCCUUGCUCCUUAGACGCCUGGGGGAGCACAUGCAGCGGCUCCAGGAGAACUCUGGCCUGCACCUGCGCCUGGGCCCGGGCACUGCGACCCUCCCAAGAGCAGGGUGGCUGGAGCAGCCGCUGGACCCCUUCAAUGCCUCUGACGGAAGGUCCUUCCUGCAGAGGUAUUGGGUGAAUGACCAGCAUAGGGCUGGCCAGGAGGGACCUGUAUUCCUGCAUCUUGGGGGAGAGGGCAGCCUCGGACCUGGCUCAGUGAUGGCAGGACACCCCGCAGCCCUGGCCCCUGCCUUCGGGGCCCUGGUGAUAAGCCUGGAACACAGAUUUUAUGGCCUGAGUGUACCCCCUGGAGGCCUGGGCAUGGCCCAACUUCGAUACUUGUCCAGCCGCCACGCGCUGGCCGACGUGGUCUCUGCCCGCCUGGCUCUUUCCCGCCUCUUCAACGUCUCCUCCACCAGCCCCUGGAUUUGCUUCGGAGGUUCCUACGCCGGCUCCUUGGCUGCCUGGACCCGACUGAAGUUCCCGCAUCUCAUUUUCGCCUCGGUCGCCUCCUCUGCCCCGGUGCGGGCGACGCUGGAUUUCUCCGAGUACAACGACGUGGUGUCCGGAAGCCUAGCGAACGCGGCGCUUGGUGGGUCGCUGGAGUGUCGGGCUGCGGUGUCCGCGGCCUUCGCGGAGGUCGAGCGGCGGCUGCGCGCGGGCGGGGCCGCCCGAGCAGCGCUUCGGGCCGAGCUGGGAGCCUGCGGGUCUCUGCGCCGAGCUGAAGACCAGGCAGAGCUCCUGGGCACGCUGCAGGCCCUGGUGGGGGGCGCGGUGCAGUACGACGGGCAGGCGGGGGUGCCGCUGAGCGUGCGGCAGCUCUGCGGACUCCUCGCGGGCGGCGGCAACCGCAGUCACCCCGCGCCCUACGGUGGACUUCGGCGCGCAGUGCAGAUUGUCAUGCACAGCCUGGGCCAGAGGUGUGUAAGCCUUUCUCGAGCAGAGACAGUGACACAGCUGAGAGCCACUGAGCCCCAAGUGUCUGGCCUGGGUGACCGGCAGUGGUUGUACCAGACUUGCACGGAGUUCGGCUUCUACGUCACCUGCAAGGGUCCUGGAUGUCCUUUCUCCCAGCUCCCAGCCCUGCCCUCCCAGUUGGACCUAUGUGAGCAAGUGUUUGGACUCUCCGCUUCCUCUGUAGCCCAGGCCGUGGCCCAGACAAACGCCUACUACGGUGGCCAGAGCCCCGGUGCCACCCAAGUGCUGUUCGUGAAUGGGGACACAGACCCCUGGCAUGUACUAAGUGUCACACAGACCUUGGGACCCUCAGAGCCAGCGCUUCUCAUCCCUAGUGCCUCCCACUGCUUGGACAUGGCACCUGAGAGACCCUCAGACUCUCCCAGCCUCCGCUUAGGACGCCAGAGCAUAUUCCAGCAACUGCAGACCUGGCUCAGGCAAGCAAAGCAGAGCCAGCUUCAGAGAGGGGUCUGAGCCUUGCACCCCACAGCUCCCCGCCUGGCCACCUUCCUCCUGGACAUACUCAUUCACUGGACAAAAGAAGGCCUCUUGUUUAGAAGAUCCCCAGGGAUUGGGAUUCUGUACCUGUUCUGCAUAUAAUUGUCUGUAAACACCCUCACUCCCAGACCACAAGUGUUUGGUACAGGAAAGAACAUGCAAAUAUAGUGGAUGAUCUUUCUCAUUGUGCAUGUUGGUGUUUUGCAUGUUAAAUGUCAGAGAGAUGCAGCUCUUUCUGCUCUGCGGUUUGGGAGGAGUGUUCUGCCGUAAUA
Molecule: messenger RNA, 1832 nt
Organism: Marmota flaviventris (yellow-bellied marmot)
Lineage: Eukaryota; Metazoa; Chordata; Mammalia; Rodentia; Sciuridae
Gene: Prss16
Product: serine protease 16
Biological process (GO): proteolysis
Cellular component (GO): lysosome; endosome
Molecular function (GO): serine-type exopeptidase activity; dipeptidyl-peptidase activity
Source: RefSeq, a predicted model, not a curated record